UCCUGUUAAGAAAUUAACUAGGUACACAAGAAAAUAUGCAUAGGAAAUAAAUUUAUAGAAAGUAAUAUUUCAAGAUGAAGUUAUUUGCAAUAACCGUAUUUCUAAGUUUCAUUGUUGAACUUGUUUCAGAAGAUGGUUCUUGUGAUAAAGAAAAAGGCUGCAACUCAAAUCAGGAUCGACCCAAGAUAUUUGAAGGUGAUCCUGUAACCAGACUAAAACAUUUCAAGGAUAUCAACAACCUUCCACCAUUAAACGAUCCCCUUUACCUCAUUCCUGAUGGUCAGCACCCGCAAGUAAUAUGGUGGUACCCUGACAUUUACAUGCAUCGUGACCACAAUAAAAUAAAAUGCCCACUGGGAACAUGUUCAGUGACAAAUGAUCAAAAUGAGUUAAAGAAUCCUUUAACACGAGGAUUUAUAUUUUAUGGAACUUCUUUUCGAGCAGAUGAAUUGCCAUUACCUCGCUUGCCUCAUCAUGAAUGGGCUUUGUUUCAUGAAGAGUCGCCAAAAAAUAAUUGGAUAUUUUCUUCAGAUGUAGGGAUAAGCUUAUUUAAUCACACAGCUACGUUUCGGAGAGAAUCCGAUUAUCCGAUUUCAACGCAGUUUAUACGUGAUCCCGAUGAAUGGCUUGAAAAUAAAUAUUUUGUGAAUCUGACGGAGAAGAACAGAUUGCAAAAAGAGGAAGGACUUGCACCGGCCGUGUUUGUGCAACGUGAUUGUAACCCUCCAUCUGACAGAGAUACUUACAUUGAGGAACUUAUGAAACACCUAAAAAUCGAUUCAUUCGGUCGUUGUCUAAAUAAUAAAAACAUGCCAAAAGAAAUUGACGGUUUUCAUAAGCUAUCAACAGACGAGUAUUAUCACUUUCUAGCGAAAUACAAAUUUCAACUCGCUUUCGAAAAUUGUGUAUGUCAGGAUUAUAUGACUGAAAAGGUAUUCCGACCGCUUACCAUCGGAUCUGUACCGAUUUAUUUCGGUUCCUCAAAAAUUCACGACUUUAUGCCGACCAAAAAAGCUGUAAUUGUCGCUACGGAUUUCGCUUCACCGAAGGAAUUAGCUGAGUAUAUAAUGGAACUUAAUCUUGACGAUAACAAGUACAACGAAUAUUUAAAGCAUCGUAUCGAACGUAAAUUCUCGAAUGAAGAGUUUAAGAAAUCUCUCCUGAGACAACCGUGGGUCUUACCAAGUAGGCAUCACAAACCAAAUUUUGGUUCAUACAUGUUUUCUGGUUUCUCUUGUUACGUGUGCGAUCGAUUACUUGAACGAAACAAUCGCUUACGAGAACAUCUUAAAGAUCCCACAGUGCCUCCACUACCAAUCAAAAUUGCAAAUUCCUCUCACAUGGGUUGCCCUUCUCCUAAACCGAUAUUACCGAACAGCUCCCAAAAGUAUGCAGACAUUGUCUAUAAAUUUGGAGAAAAAGAAGCUAAGCCAUUAUUACGAAUGCUACUGGCGAACGAAACAGAUACAACGAAAUGGAAAGAUUAUUUGCAAAUAAAAACAGACAAAUACCCGUGAAAAACACUAACUAACUAAACCGUAAUACAUCGAACCAGAGUAGUUUUUAUUUAUUUGUUUAUUUAUUUUAUUUAUGAUUCCUAAACCUUUUUUAAAAACAUGGCACUAUAUUUAUUCCACUAAUAGGGUUAUUAUAUAUUUUUAUAAUUUGGUAUAGGCUUUUUGGGCCUUAAAAGUAUAGGGAAUUGGUAGCAGUUUCUUUUUAGAGAGUUUAAUAUGGGGUUUUAACAAAUGUCUAAUAACUUGUGACGUCAUUAAAAGGUGAAUUCAAACUUUUUGGAUUUAAUUAAGAAAAUAUAAAAAUUCGAAUUUGUCGCUGACACUUUCUGUCUUCCUCCCCAUACCAGGUAAACGUAUUGAAAUAUGGUGUCUUCUAUCUUUAUUUGGUAGAAAAGCUGAUUUCUGUACAUGUGGUUGGUUAAAAACAUUUUACCUUGUUGACUUAAAAAGGGCUGCAAUAUUUUCCACAUGAUUUUGUAAUUUAAACAAAUCAUUGUUAUGAACUAUCAGUAAUUCCUAUCGAUGUUACAAAAUACAAAAUAUCAAAAAUGUGUAACAACUUACGGUGUUUAUGUUCAAUUUUUUUCUCUCUAUUUUUUUUUUUCGUAUAAUAUUUUUCUUCUUUUUUUUUCCACGUGCACUUUUGUAGACAAAUCUUGUUAAAAUGUUUCAUGCAUAGACAUGGUUGUCAUAGAAACGAACAUGUUAAUUCGACCCCAUCUUUCCGACAUUUGACGUACGCCGGGUUUUUUUUCUCUUUCAGGAAUUUUUAAUUCGAUUGUGCUUAUCAUUUUUAAAAUUUUAGUAUUUAGGUAUGCUUUUAAUAUCCAUCCACUAGUGAUAAGCUUUUGAGACUUUUUCGGACAUUUCUUUUGUCCAAAAGUUUUCUCGAGCGAUAUUCUGUGUUUUUUCUUCUCUAUUUGGAACAGACAGCUGAUAAAUGAUUUUUGGAUUCAAAAGAUAUUUUGAAGCUUGACCCAGAUGCCAUAUCUAUGUUUUUAUUUUCUUGCCUAAACCAAUUGAUUUACAUUAAUCGUGUAUUUUAAUACUUUAAGACUAAGUAGACUGGACUGGAAAGAUUUUAAUAAGGUAUGUCCCAUAACUGGACAGAUACGUUUUUUUUUGUUUUUUUUUGAAAAAUCUAAAUUUAUAGUUUUCACGGUUUUUCUCCCAAGAAUAUUCAAAGUUUUCUAGGUCUGUUAAAACACCCUGAUUUUUUUUACUCUUCAGGGGUGUGUCUAAGUCUCACGUUUAUCAUAAACAUCCGUAUUAAGCCGACGUCAAAUAUCCUAUUUCCGCCUAUUUAAUUUCCGUCUACUUAAAACCAGGGGAUAAGAACAUCUUUAACACCCGCAACAUGCGUUUAUUAACUUGUAUAGUGAUUCUGAGUCUUUAACCUAAAAUAAAGCUUCAGUAUUUACUAUCAACACAGUCGCGAUGAUUGUGAAGUCACUUUAAACCUGUUUAAUUUGACAUUAAAAGUUACGGAGGAAGGGGACGAGAGGAUCACACUACAACACAUCAUUGAAAGGUUUUAAGUAAUAGUUUUUCAUCUUUUGUAUCUAUGAAGGAAUGAGUACUGUGUUUUUAGGAAAAAAAUUUUUGGCAAAACAGAAUACACGCUUUUACAAAUCUAUUUAAA
This is a messenger RNA of Hydractinia symbiolongicarpus, 3159 nucleotides long. Its product is annotated as alpha-(1,3)-fucosyltransferase 10-like. The transcript has 6 exons. Gene Ontology annotation, molecular function: alpha-(1->3)-fucosyltransferase activity. Gene Ontology annotation, cellular component: membrane. The coding region runs from base 75 to 1517 and encodes 480 amino acids. Lineage: Eukaryota; Metazoa; Cnidaria; Hydrozoa; Anthoathecata; Hydractiniidae. The record is from RefSeq and is a predicted model, not a curated record.